CUGUCAGCCUGCCUGCGAGAAGGGAACCCAGUCGGUUCGGGCGCCGGGUCCUCUUUUCUGGCGCAUAAUAGACGGAUUGGGCUGCUCGGCGCUUCCGUCCCCGCGGGAAGGAGCCGUUUUCUCGGGCGGUCGACUGCCCGGGACUCCGAGGAGCCCCGGUCGGGGCCGCGUCCCGACUCGUGACUCUUCCCGGGUGACCAUUCAUGUGGCUGCCUCUGAAGAAAGGAGAAUGGCGUUCAGCAAAGGAUUUCGGGUCUAUCACAAAUUGGACCCCCCACCUUUCAGCCUCAUAGUGGAAACCAGGCAUAAGGAAGAAUGUCUCCUGUUCGAGUCUGGGGCUGUAGCUGUGCUCUCAUCUGCAGAAAAAGAGGCAAUCAAGGGUACAUACUCCAAAGUACUGGAUGCUUAUGGACUCUUAGGUGUUUUACGAUUAAAUCUUGGUGAUACUAUGUUACAUUAUCUGGUCCUAGUCACUGGAUGUAUGUCUGUUGGAAAAAUUCAAGAAUCUGAAGUUUUCCGAGUUACUUCCACUGAAUUUAUAUCACUACGAAUUGAUUCUUCAGAUGAGGACCGCAUUUCAGAAGUGCGAAAAGUUUUGAAUUCAGGAAACUUUUAUUUUGCAUGGUCUGCAUCUGGAGUCAGUUUAGAUCUGAGUCUUAAUGCACACCGUAGCAUGCAAGAACACACAACUGAUAAUAGAUUUUUCUGGAAUCAGUCUUUGCACCUGCAUCUCAAGCACUAUGGUGUGAAUUGUGAUGACUGGUUAUUACGCCUCAUGUGUGGGGGAGUAGAAAUCAGAACAAUUUAUGCUGCUCAUAAACAGGCAAAGGCUUGCCUCAUUUCCAGACUAAGCUGUGAACGAGCUGGGACCAGGUUUAACGUCCGGGGAACAAAUGAUGAUGGUCACGUCGCUAAUUUUGUAGAAACAGAACAGGUUGUGUACUUAGAUGACUCUGUGUCUUCCUUCAUACAAAUCCGGGGGUCUGUCCCAUUGUUCUGGGAGCAACCGGGAUUGCAGGUGGGAUCUCAUCGUGUCCGUAUGUCAAGGGGAUUUGAAGCCAAUGCACCUGCUUUUGAUAGGCAUUUUAGAACACUUAAGAAUUUAUAUGGUAAACAAAUAAUAGUAAAUUUGCUUGGCUCUAAGGAGGGUGAACAUAUGCUAAGUAAGGCUUUCCAGAGUCAUUUGAAAGCUUCUGAACAUGCUGCUGAUAUCCAGAUGGUGAAUUUUGACUAUCAUCAAAUGGUUAAAGGAGGAAAGGCAGAAAAAUUACAUAGUGUUCUUAAACCUCAAGUCCAAAAGUUUCUAGAUUAUGGAUUUUUCUAUUUCGAUGGAAGUGAAGUUCAAAGAUGCCAGAGUGGUACAGUCCGAACAAACUGCUUGGAUUGUCUCGACAGAACAAAUAGUGUGCAGGCAUUCCUUGGCUUAGAGAUGCUUACUAAACAGUUGGAAGCUCUUGGCUUAGCUGAAAAGCCUCAGUUGGUGACUCGCUUUCAAGAGGUUUUUCGGUCAAUGUGGUCUGUAAAUGGUGAUUCAAUCAGUAAGAUAUAUGCAGGGACUGGAGCUCUUGAAGGAAAGGCUAAGGCCGGAAAGUUAAAAGAUGGUGCUCGUUCUGUUACCCGAACGAUUCAGAAUAACUUCUUUGACAGCUCCAAGCAAGAGGCCAUUGAUGUUUUGCUGUUGGGAAAUACUCUAAAUAGUGAUUUGGCUGACAAAGCUCGAGCACUUUUGACUACUGGAAGUUUGCGUGUUUCUGAACAGACGUUACAGUCAGCAUCUUCUAAAGUACUAAAGAGCAUGUGUGAGAAUUUCUACAAGUAUUCCAAGCCCAAGAAAAUUCGAGUGUGUGUUGGAACCUGGAAUGUGAACGGUGGGAAGCAGUUUCGCAGUAUAGCUUUUAAGAAUCAGACACUCACUGACUGGCUUCUUGAUGCACCCAAGUUAGCUGGCAUCCUGGAGUUUCAAGAUAAAAGAAGUAAGCCAACUGAUAUAUUUGCAAUUGGUUUUGAAGAAAUGGUAGAGUUGAAUGCUGGAAACAUUGUGAAUGCAAGCACAACGAAUCAGAAGCUCUGGGCUGUGGAGCUUCAGAAGACUAUCUCCAGAGACAACAAGUAUGUGCUGCUGGCUUCUGAGCAGUUGGUGGGCGUCUGUCUGUUUGUUUUUAUCAGACCACAACAUGCUCCUUUCAUCAGGGAUGUUGCAGUUGAUACUGUGAAGACAGGAAUGGGAGGUGCAACUGGAAAUAAGGGAGCAGUUGCAAUACGGAUGCUAUUCCAUACAACAAGCCUUUGCUUCGUCUGUAGCCACUUUGCUGCAGGGCAAUCACAAGUCAGAGAAAGAAAUGAAGAUUUUGUAGAAAUAGCACGAAAAUUGAGUUUUCCGAUGGGAAGGAUGCUAUUUUCACAUGACUAUGUGUUUUGGUGUGGUGAUUUCAACUAUCGAAUCGAUCUCCCUAAUGAAGAAGUUAAAGAGCUUAUAAGACAGCAAAACUGGGAUUCUCUUAUAGCAGGAGACCAACUUAUCAAUCAGAAAAAUGCUGGGCAGAUUUUUAGAGGAUUUUUAGAAGGAAAAGUAACCUUUGCUCCGACAUAUAAAUAUGACCUGUUUUCUGACGACUAUGACACCAGUGAAAAGUGCCGCACCCCUGCAUGGACAGACCGCAUCCUCUGGAGGAGAAGGAAGUGGCCCUUUGAUAGAUCAGCUGAAGAUUUAGAUCUUCUAAAUGCUAGUUUUCAAGAUGGAAGCAAAAUCCUCUACACGUGGACUCCUGGCACUCUGCUGCACUACGGAAGAGCUGAGCUGAAGACUUCUGACCAUAGGCCUGUCGUUGCCAUGAUUGAUAUAGAUAUAUUUGAAGUUGAAGCUGAAGAGAGGCAAAACAUUUAUAAAGAAGUAAUUGCAGUUCAGGGUCCACCAGAUGGUACAGUAUUGGUCUCAAUCAAAAGUUCUUUACCAGAAAAUAAUUUUUUCGAUGAUGCUUUGAUUGAUGAGCUUCUGCAGCAGUUUACAAAUUUUGGUGAAGUUAUACUCAUAAGAUUUGUAGAAGAUAAAAUGUGGGUUACAUUUUUGGAGGGAAGCUCUGCCUUGAGUGUUCUGAACCUAAACGGUAAAGAGUUACUGGGGCGGACUAUAACUAUUACUUUAAAAAGUCCAGACUGGAUCAAAAAUUUGGAAGAAGAAAUGAGUUUAGAGAAAAUGAGCGUUCCAUUGCCAUCAUCAACCAGCUCUACCCUGCUUGGUGAAGAUGCAGAAGUUGCGGCCGAUUUCGAUAUGGAAGGCGACGUUGAUGACUAUAGUGCUGAAGUAGAGGAGAUUCUUCCUCAGCAUCUCCAGCCGUCUUCAAGUUCUGGCCUUGGCACUUCCCCAAGCUCUUCACCGCGGACCAGUCCCUGCCAGUCACCUACAAUCUCAGAGGCUCCUGUACCUUCCCUUCCCAUAAGACCGAGUCGAGCACCGUCAAGAACUCCUGGGCACCCAACGUCGCAAAGUACUUUUUCAGGUUCUCCUGUUGACACCCUGCAAGCAACACAGCCACAGCAGAAGGAUUCUUCCCAGACCCUGGAGCCCAAGCGGCCGCCGCCUCCCCGCCCGGUUGCUCCUCCGGCACGGCCAGCUCCCCCACAGAGACCGCCUCCACCUUCAGGGUCUAGGAGUCCUGCACCUUCUAGAAAAGAAUUUGGAGGUAUUGGAGCCCCUCCCAGUCCUGGGGUAGCUAGGCGAGAGAUGGAAGCACCCAAAAGCCCUGGAACAACGCGGAAAGAUAAUAUAGGACGCAAUCAGCCUUCACCUCAGGCAGGACUCGCAGGCCCGGGGCCAGCUGGAUACAGUGCAGCCAGACCGACCAUUCCGCCCCGUGCUGGAGUCAUCAGCGCUCCACAGAGCCACGCUCGGGCAUCCGCCGGAAGACUGACUCCUGAGAGCCAAAGCAAACCACCGGAAGUGCUGAAAGGUUCACCUCUUCUUCCUGAACCACUGAAGCCUCAGGCUGCCCUUCCUGUGCAGCCUUCUCUGCCCCCACCUGUUCAAAAGAUGCAGGAGCCUCUUGUCCCUGUGGCAGCACCUAUGCCUCAGUCUGCCCCGCAGCCAUACCUGGAAACCCCGCCACAGCCACCACCUCGGAGCAAGUCGUCCCACGGCUUGCCUUCAGAACCUCCCUCGCAGCCGCAGGUAAAAACAAAUGGAGUGUCUGCUGUCAGACUGGAAUCGCCAUUAAAGAGUGACCCAUUUGAAGAUCUGUCAUUUAAUCUGCUUGCUGUAUCAAAGGCUCAGUUACCUGUCCACACAUCACUUGUUCCAACCCCAGACCUGAAGAGGUUGAUUCAGUCACCUUCUGCAACACAAAGUAACAUUAAUACUUUGAGUUCUGCAAGUUGCAUGCCAACAAUGCCUCCAAUUCCAGCCCGGAGUAAAUCCCAGGAAAAUAUGCGAUGUUCACCAAACCCAUUUAUUACGAGCUUGAGCAGCACAAACCCUUUCACUGACAGGACUGCUGCUUCUGGAAACCCAUUUCGAGCCGAGUCUCAAGAAUCAGAGGCAACUUUAUGGUUCUCCAAAGAAGAGCCUGUUGCUAACACUCCUUUCCUUUCUCUGAAGCCUCUUGGUCAUAACAAAAGCAAGCCUUUAUCUUCAUUUGAUGGCUUUAAGGACGGUUUUGAUCAGCAGGGCCAGUCUAUGGUAAAAAAUAGCAACCCAAAAGGAUGGGUAACCUUUGAGGAGGAAGAGGACUUUGGUGUGAAAGGGAAGUCAAAGUCAACUUGUGGUCCAGACUUACUGGGUAAUCAGCCACGCGCAUCUUCUGGCUCCAGCGUGACCUUUGAUAAUGACUGGAGUAAAGGUACAAAUGUUUCUUUCUGUGUGUUGCCGUCAAGAAGACCACCUCCACCUCCUGUCCCUCUGCUCCCACCUGGUACCACCCCACCAGUAGAGCCUGUCACAACUUUGGCAUCUAAGGCAUCACCCACACUAGACUUUACAGAAAGAUAAUGGUACACACUAGGAAACAGUGGUCUUUUUAGUUUUGGCAGGGUAGAGCCAAAAGGAUUGGGCAUUAGUUAGUCAUUAUGUGCAAUAAGUAAUUGUUAAGUGCACUGAUGUCGUCAUGAAAUACCACUAUUUAAUGUGUACAAAGUUGGAAUAUGUGUAUAUUGGAAAUAAGGAAAAAUCCUUCUCAUUAUUAACUGGAGUUUUGGUGUGUUUAUGCUUGGAUAAAUAAGAGAGUAGUAGCCAUAAAAAGUGCUCAAAACUACUUUAGAAAAUAGUCCUUAUUCAGAAAUUCUUUCUCGGUCUUCUCUGAAGAAUCUCAAAAAGCCCAAACAACUUCUAGCUGACAUUACUGCCAGCCCUUUGGUACUUGUUAACAAUCAGUAUUUGUAAGUUUUUACUAGAGAGCUAUCAAAGUUAUACUGAAAGAGAAGUUUGAAAGGCACUGCUUUAAAAAAAAAUAUGUAUACGUGUGCACACACACAUGCACACAUAUAUACAUUUACAUAUUUAUAAAAUUCAUAAUCUAAGUUCUAGGAUAUAACACAGACCAAAUUUUUACCUGAAAGUUCUAACAGAGUUGUUUUUUCAGUAUUUCAUUAUCAGAAGGAUGGCUAUAAAUGGAAUUUGGACAUUUCAUUAAUUUUCUUUCCAUGACUAGAAUAAUCUCACUACAGAACCGGAACUUCCUACCAUCCCCACACCCUGCCCCUUCAACCACGCACGUAACGUCCAUCCUUGUUACUUUCCACUCCAGCACCUCCAUAUGCUUUGCUCUGGGAGGAGGUUCUUGCAGCUGGAAGCAGCAUAUUCUGUGGUCACUGUCAUGUAGACAAACACUCCAGCCCUUUCAAAAAGUGCUAUGGCCUUGUAGGCGGGAAGGCACGUGCCACCAAGUUCAGUGAGGAAUCUUAGAGCGAAGCGUCCUCUCCUUUCUCGGUACGUUAAGGGAUCUGUUUUCAUUUCCCUCCCACACUGGCUGCUUUUGCCCUGGAACUCGGUCAGCAGGGAAAGCAGCAGUCCACAGAGUGUUUUGAAUUUGGGGUCUGCUCAGUGUCCGCUCUCUCCCCUAGAGCUACAGAACACAUCUGUGAUGCUGCUUUACGUUUUUAGAGACUGCAUCUCAAGUUAGCUGUGGAUUUUGUCUCCUGCACUGCCAAUAUGCAACUGAUCCUGCUUUUAUUAAUUUUAUGAAGAAGUACACAGAAUUUUUACAGAAUGUAGUAUUUUGAUAUCAUUAAGUAAUCCCAAUCAGAAAACUCCUUGAGCAAUAUUGUUUUGUUGUCAGUUUAAGUUAAAAUCAUCUUUACCCAUUAAGACUUCUAUGAACAUUCCUUUUAUAUAGAGUUGUAGGCAUCCACAUUGUCCACAUUUAACCUUUGAAGAUGUGCAUGGGAGGGCUAUCAGAAAUAGAGUUCAUGGCUAAGAAUCUGUGAAACGUGAAAGCACAGCAAACCGCAUUGCACUUAACCACGUAGAGCACAUCGAGUAGGAAAGCACUUUUCUAAAUGCUCAAAUGUUAUCAAAAUACUAUAUUUAUAGAAGUAAUCCUCUCUCUGUUAACAGCCAGGAUUUGCUGUUAGAAAUAACUCUCACGAGUUUUAUAUUGUGCUUUUUUGGGGGUUCUAUUCAUUUCAGCAGUAGUAUAUUUUAAACAGCAGUAUUACUCUAAGCAUUGUGCUUCAAAAUGUGAAUUAACUUGUUGAAACUGUGGCUUUAACACCUAUAUGAUUAAUGUAAAUGGCAUUUGCUCUCCAUUAGCAAAUAAUUCAUGAGAAACUUCCCUAGUGCAGACUGCAGUUCUGUGAGCAAUGUUUCCUAUUAAAUAUUAACUACUGUUGAAAAUAUACAUAUCAUGCAGCAGCUCUGCCUUUAUCAGGAAAAUUAUAUUUGGCAAGUUGCUGAAAGGGUACAAAGUUAUGAAAGUUAAAGGUAUGCUGCAAAUAACUAGCCAUUAUUCUGUGUAUUAUUACAAUAUUUACGAGUUCUCUUAAAAGCAGAGCAGAAAUCAGACACUAAGGAUCUCUUCGUGAAUUCCUCGUUCUCCAUAGUAGAUUGCUGUUUAUAUGUAAGAAUUUUAUUGCUUAUGUGGCAUACAGUAUUUAUAACUAUAUACUUUAUAGAAGUACAGUAUUAAAGUCAGUGGUAUACAAACACUCUGUACAUAUCCUGUGAAAUGUGCUGUCAUAUGAAAUAAAUAUACCUGUCUUUACCAUAUUGA
Molecule: messenger RNA, 7199 nt
Organism: Equus caballus (horse)
Lineage: Eukaryota; Metazoa; Chordata; Mammalia; Perissodactyla; Equidae
Source: RefSeq, a predicted model, not a curated record